AUGGAGGGGACGAUGCUACUGCUGGGCCUGCUCCUCGCGCUACCCGUGCUCCUCAUCAAGCUCGUUCACAAGUACUUCCAGGCGGCGUCACCGUCGCAGCCCGGGAAGCCGCCGCUGCGCCUGCCUCCGGGACCACGGCAGCUGCCGGUGAUCGGCAGCCUCCACCACCUCCUCGCGUCGCGCCACGGCGGCCUCCUGCACCGCGCGAUGCGCGAGCUGUCAGGCCGGCACGGCCCGGUGAUGCUGCUCCGGCUGGGCGCCGUGCCGACGCUGGUGGUGUCCUCGGCUGAGGCGGCCAGGGAGGUGCUGAAGACCCACGACGCGGCGUUCGCCAGCCGGCACCUGACGCCGACGUUGGACGUGUUGACCAUCGGGGGCCGCGACAUCCUCUUCUCCCCCUACGGCGAGCUGUGGCGCCAGAUCCGGCGGAUCUGCGUGCUGGAGCUCUUCUCGGCGCGCCGCGUGCAGUCGUUCCGCCGCAUCCGGGAGGAGGAGGCUGCGAGGCUCUUCCGGUCCGUGGCCGACUCCUGCGCCGCCGCCGGCGGAGGCAGCGCGGUGGUGGACAUCGGCGAGCUGGUCUGCCGCGCCAUGACAGACACCGUGGUGCGGUCGGCCGUCGGCGGGCGGUGCGCGCGAAGGGACGAGUUCCUGCGCGAGCUCCACAGGGCCGUGGUCCUCACCUCCGGCUUCAACUUCACCGACCUGUACCCGUCGUCGCGGCUUGUGCGCCGCCUCAGCCGCGCGCUGCGGGAGACCGAGCAGUGCAACCGGAACGUGCGCGACAUCAUGGGCGAGAUCAUCCGCGAGCAGCUGCAGAACGCCGACGGCGGACAGGACGAAGAAGACAACCUGCUGGCCGUGCUGCUGAGGCUGCAGAGGGACGGCGACGACGACGCGCAGUGCCCGCUCACCACCGACGUCAUCUCCACCGUCGUCCUCGAGAUUUUCGCGGCGGGGAGCGAGACCUCAUCGACGACGCUGGAAUGGGCGCUGUCGGAGCUGACGAGGAACCCACGGGCGAUGCGCAGGGCUCAGGCCGAGGUGCGGGAGGCCUUCAGGGGGCAGCAGAGGCUCGCCGAGGCCGACACGGCGAAGCUGAGGUACCUGCCGCUGGUGGUGAAGGAGACGCUGCGGUUGCACGUGCCCGUGCCGUUCCUGCUGCCGCGGGAGUGCCGCGAGGCGUGCCGGGUGAUGGGCUACGACGUGCCCCGGGGAACCAAGGUGCUGGUCAACGCGUGGGCGAUCGCCAGGGACGCCGCGUACUGGGACGACCCCGAGUCGUUCCGGCCGGAGCGUUUCGAGGGGACUGGAGGCGUCGACUUCAGAGGCGUCGACUUUGAGUUUAUCCCGUUCGGCGCCGGCAGGCGGAUGUGCCCCGGCAUGGCGCUGGGGCUCGUCAACAUGGAGGUGGCGCUCGCGGGCCUCCUCUACCACUUCGACUGGACGCUCCCGGACGGUGACGGCGACGGCGACGGGAAGGUGCUGGACAUGAGCGAGGCGUUCGGGAUCACCGUGAAGAGAAAGUCCAAGCUCGUGCUGCGCGCCACGCCGCGUGUUCCAUGCUCAUAUUGA
Molecule: messenger RNA, 1572 nt
Organism: Miscanthus lutarioriparius
Lineage: Eukaryota; Viridiplantae; Streptophyta; Magnoliopsida; Poales; Poaceae
Source: the annotation of a GenBank genome assembly